Gasterosteus aculeatus aculeatus (three-spined stickleback) is the source of this 1438-nucleotide messenger RNA. The record is from RefSeq and is a predicted model, not a curated record. Lineage: Eukaryota; Metazoa; Chordata; Actinopteri; Perciformes; Gasterosteidae.
UGCUAGCACCUGAUUGGCUGCUCAGCCGGAAGUAAACAUCACGUGACCUCGCCGAUCACCUGAUCCUCCGUAGACAUCUUUACGAGUCACGACUGCUGCGAUUAAUUCAUCCCUCUUCGUCUGUGAUUUUCGGGCCCGCGCGGAUCUUUGACAGCAGCAACGAUGGCGCUCAGCGAUGCCGACGUUCAGAAGCAGAUCAAGCACAUGAUGGCCUUCAUUGAACAGGAGGCCAAUGAGAAGGCAGAAGAGAUCGAUGCAAAGGCGGAGGAAGAGUUCAACAUCGAGAAAGGCCGGCUGGUCCAAACUCAGAGGCUGAAGAUAAUGGAGUACUACGAGAAGAAGGAAAAGCAGAUCGAGCAGCAGAAGAAAAUCCAGAUGUCCAACCUGAUGAACCAGGCUCGACUGAAGGUGCUGAAAGCCAGAGAUGACAUGAUCUCGGAAAUGCUGAGCGAGGCGCGCCAGCGGCUCGGGAACAUCGCUAAAGAUCCGGCCAGGUAUCCCGGCCUGCUGGACGGGUUGAUUUUACAGGGAUUAUAUCAGCUUCUGGAGUCCAAAGUGACCAUCCGCUGCCGUAAACAGGACUUUCAGAUGGUGCAGGCGUCCAUCCAAAGGAGCAUUCCUGUAUAUAAAGCGGCUGUGAAGACCAACGUGGAGGUCCGCAUCGACCAGGAGAACUUCAUCUCCCCCGACGUCUCCGGGGGUGUUGAGAUCUAUAACGGUAACGGCAAGAUAAAGGUGGCCAACACCAUGGAGAGCAGACUGGAACUCAUGGCUCAGCAGAUGAUGCCUGAUAUCCGGGUGUCCCUCUUCGGUGCCAACCCAAACCGCAAGUUCCUGGACUAAAGAGCUCCGCCUCCUUGGAGCGAAAAACUCCAACUUCCCCCCCCUAUUUUUUUUAUUUUGUCACAUGAAAAGUCAUCCCUCUGUCCGUGAAACAAAAAGAGACGCAUUGUUGUUGUGUGACGUGUUGCUGUAUUUUUUCUGUGCGUCGAGGGCACGUGGUGGACGCCCAGCGGUACCGAAGUGCAUUGUGGGUACCGGCGCGGCCGUUCAGUCCGCCGCUCCGCGUUCGACGGUCUCCUUGUUUACGACGCGAUCAGCUGAUUGGCUGGAGGUUGAACAGGUUGUCCUCCUAGAUUAGAUUAAGACAAACGCAGCGGCCGUGAUCCCAGAUUAAAAGUGGCACGGGUUAUUGUGCUGCUAACGGAUGCGCGCUCCAACCAAUUACCGAGGGAAUAAUGGCGUCCUUCAAGCUCACACAGUUAAUUUAUUAUUGUGCGGCUGAUAUCAUUCCAGAGGGAGCGCCGGAUGUAUGUGACGUUUCCAGAUUAAAUUAUACGUAUGUGGGGUUUGUUUCUUUAUUUCUUUCUCGUUUGUGUCCCAAUCUUAUGAGAUGUGAUAUUGUGAAAAGUAAAACAUAAUAAAAUAUAAAUCCUUA